Molecule: messenger RNA, 2566 nt
Organism: Cynara cardunculus var. scolymus (artichoke)
Lineage: Eukaryota; Viridiplantae; Streptophyta; Magnoliopsida; Asterales; Asteraceae
Product: probable inactive receptor kinase At4g23740
Exons: 3
Coding region: 410-2302 (630 amino acids)
Biological process (GO): protein phosphorylation
Molecular function (GO): protein kinase activity; ATP binding; protein binding
Source: RefSeq, a predicted model, not a curated record
CAUUCUUAUUACAGCUUGUUCCACUAAAUCAUCAUCAUUAACUUCCAUUCCAAAUCAUUGCUUUCAUUAAUUAUUCUUCUCUUCUUCCUCCAUUCACCACCACGUGCAUCCUCCGCUCAUCUCUCCGAUCUCAUUCAUUUCUUCAUACCCUAUUACCCCAUCUCUCUCUCUCUCUCUCCCAUUUAUUGUUCUUCACCCUACCCUCAUUAAUUUCAAAUCUCUCUCUCUUUCGAUUCAUUUGUCUCUUUCAAUUUGGUGUUGUUCAUUCUAGUCGGUGGAGUGACCUUUGCUGAUUUGCGUCUACUUUCUGACAUAUUUCAUCAAGACGUCAAUGGAUUGAGCUUCUCCUUACUGAGAUCUGAAAACUAUGAACACAAAGGUUUUGGGCCUGUGAGAAAAUCAAAAGAAGAUGAUGAUGGGCAAGAACAAGUUCAUCUUCUCUGCAGUUUUCUUAUUUGGAACAGUGAUAUCAUUAGUUUCCAUGGAACCCUUUGAAGAUAAGCAGAUUUUAGUUGAUUUCAUUCAACGAAUUUCGCAUAGUAGGGCAAUCAAUUGGGAUAUGGGUUCUUCAGCUUGUCUAAAUUGGACUGGGAUAACAUGUAAUCAUGAUAAUUCAAGAAUCAUCGCUGUUCGGUUACCGGCUUCUAGCCUUCAUGGUCCUAUUCCUUCAAACACUCUUAGCCGAUUACCGGCUCUUCAGAUCUUGAGUUUGAGAUCCAACGGGUUAACGGGUCCUUUCCCAUUUGAUUUCUCAAAUCUUAGAAACCUGACAGCUUUGUAUCUUCAAUCGAAUGGCUUCUAUGGCCCGUUGCCUUUGAAUUUCUCUGAUUGGAACAAUCUUUCUAUACUUAAUCUGUCGAAUAAUGGCUUCAAUGGAAGUAUUCCUCCUUACAUUUCGAAUUUGAGUCACCUCACUGCUUUGAGCUUAGCGAACAACUCGCUUUCUGGUGAAAUCCCGAAUCUUCAUAUCCCGAGUUUGCAAGUUCUUGAUUUGUCAAACAACAAUCUCACUGGACCCGUGCCUGAAUCUCUUCAAAGAUUUCCCACCUCGGCUUUUGCAGGAAAUGAUCUUUCUCCUCUAACUUCAAUGCCGCCCGUUGUUUCUCCCAGCAGCCAACCAUCAAAGAACUCCUCAAAACUCGGUGAACCCGCGAUUCUUGGAAUCACUAUUGGUGGUUGUGCUUUGGCGUUUGUAAUACUUGCAUUCAUAAUGAUUCUUCGGUAUUCGAAAGACUGGAAGGAUGUUUCUGAGAGACCAAAGAAAGAAGAAAAGACAACAAAACUACGAUCCGGCAGCCACAAUGUGAACGGGAAUGGAAGCCUCGUGUUCUUCGAAGGCAGUAACCUUGCAUUCGACCUGGAGGAUCUGUUUCGAGCUUCGGCUGAAGUUCUCGGAAAGGGAACAUUCGGUACGACUUAUAAAGCAGCAUUGGAGGAUGCAAGCACGGUGGUCGUGAAGAGAUUGAAGGAGGUGGCUGCUGCAAAACGAGAUUUCGAGCUCCAAAUGGAACUCGUCGGAAAUAUUCGACACGAAAAUGUUGUUCCUUUGAGGGCUUAUUACUACUCAAAAGACGAAAAAUUGAUGGUGUAUGAUUAUUACGAUCAAGGGAGCGUUUCUUCGAUGUUACAUGCGAAACGUGGCGAGAAUGCAGGCCGGAUUCCGUUGGAUUGGGAAAGCCGGUUGCGAAUAGCGAUCGGAGCUGCCCGAGGGAUCGCAUAUAUCCACUCGCAAACCGGAGGGAAGCUUGUUCAUGGAAACAUAAAAGCCUCCAACAUCUUCUUUAACCCGCAGCGAUAUGGUUGCGUAAGCGAUCUUGGUCUAGCAACGGUGAUGACCCCGUUGGCGCCCCCGGUUAUGCGGAUUGGCGGAUACCGGGCGCCGGAGGUGGCAGACACGCGAAAAGUCUACCAAGCAUCGGAUGUUUAUUCUUUCGGAGUUGUUUUGCUUGAGCUUUUAACAGGGAAAUCGCCAACUCAUGCCACCGGCGGCGAGGAGGUGGUGCAUUUGGUGAGGUGGGUUCACUCGGUGGUCCGGGAAGAAUGGACGGCAGAGGUGUUUGAUGUGGAACUGUUGAGGUACCCAAACAUAGAAGAGGAGAUGGUGGAGAUGUUGCAGAUAGGGAUGCAAUGUGUGGCGAGGUCGCCGGAGCAGCGCCCGAAGAUGGCGCAAGUGGUGAAACUGGUGGAGGAUAUACGGAGGACGACGAAUACGGGGGCGUCGGAGGUAUCAACGCCGGCAACGGAGAUGGCAUCGUCUCCGGUAGUAGCACAACAGAUAGGAUCGUCUGUAGUUGCAAUGUGAACAUUAUUUUUUAUAAGAAUUAGGUGUGAAAAUAAUUGUGAUAAAUUAUAAAAAAAUAUGAAGUAUGGGGAUUGGGGUAAUUUGGUAAUUUACUUAUAUAUUAUUAGGAAUAUAUAGGGGUUUAUGUUUAUCUAAGCUCAUUCUUUGGUUGACAAUUUAUAGUCAACACUGUUGUUGGUCUUAAUAAACUACGAUUUUAAUCCCUGUGGUUUGUUGUAAAAUGCGAAUUUCAUCCUUGUACUUUUAAAAUUACGAUUUUAGUCC